AUGUUGGGCAGAGAGUCUCUCAGCCUGGAGCAGCGCGGCAGCCGCGGGCAGACGGGUGAGGCGAAGGCCGCAGCGCAGCCCUCCAGCAGCAUCAGCGUGCGGAGCAUCUCCUACACCAUCAGAGAACGUGUUGGCCCCUGGUGGAACAUUUCUUUGUAUAAUAAAAAAUGGACCCGGCAAAUACUUAAGGAUGUUUCAUUUCACAUAGAGAGCGGCCAGAUUAUGGGGAUUUUAGGAAACUCUGGAUCUGGGAAAACAACACUUCUAGACGCAAUAUCAGGAAGACUGGGACAUAAAGACAACUUCAUUGGUGAAGUGUACGUGAAUGGGCGUCAGCUGAAGAAGGAGCAGUUUAGAGAUUGCUUCUCUUACGUGCCACAGAGUGACACUUUGUUAAGCUUCCUCACCGUACAAGAGUCUCUGACUUACACUGCUUUAUUAACUCUUAAAAAAUGCUCCAAUGACUUCAUCAAAAAGAAGGUCUCUGCUGUUAUGGCUGAGCUGAGUCUCAGCCACAUUGCUGACAAAGUAAUUGGAAGCCAAAUUUUUGUCGGAAUUUCUGGNGGUGAGAGGCGUCGCGUAUCGAUUGCAGCCCAGCUAUUACAAGAUCCCAAGGUCAUGCUACUUGAUGAACCAACAACAGGGCUGGACUGCCUAACAGCAAACCAGAUUGUCUCACUGCUCUCAGAACUUGCACACAGAGACAGGAUUGUGAUUAUUACGAUUCAUCAGCCUCGCUCAGAACUCUUCAGGUUGUUUGACCAAAUAGCCAUCAUGAGCUUUGGAGAAAUGACUUUCUGUGGCAACCCAAUGGAAAUGAUCACAUUUUUUAGUGGCUGUGGCUAUUCAUGUCCUGAACAAUCAAAUCCUUUUGACUUCUUUGUGGAUCUGACAUCUGUGGACACCCGAAGCAAGGAACGUGAACUUGAAACCUACAGUAGGGUUCAGGUAAUCGUGUCAGCCUACAAAAACUCGGAGAUCUUUAGCAAAGUACUGGCAGUCAUUGAAAAAACCAAGCGUAUGAAAGAGCUGCCACCAAUACCAUUCAAAAACAAAGACUCGCCCAGUGCCUUUUACAAAUUAUGGAUUCUUUUACGGAGGACAACAAGAAACUUUUCCAGAGAUAAGAUGGGCGUCAUCAUGCGUCUCCUCCAGAAUCUUUUAUUUGGCUUGUUUGUAGCCUUUUUCCUUCUUAGACUAAGGAAUGACCUGGAAAAAGGAGCUGUGCAGGACCGUGUGGGGCUUAUCUACCAGUGCGUGAGUGCCCCCCCCUACACAGGGAUGCUCAAUGCUGUUGCCCUUUUUUCACCUUUACGUGCUAUCAGUGAUCAAGAAAGUAAAGAUGGCUUGUACAAGAAGUGGCAAAUGCUUUUAGCUUAUAUAGUACAUUUCCUGCCCUUCAGUGUCAUCAGUGUGGCAAUUUUCAGCACCUUUAUAUACUGGACUACGGGGAUGUAUCCAGAUGCUUCCAGAUUUGGAAUUUUCUUUGCUGUUGUCUUAGCAUCUCAUAUAAUUGGUGAACUACUAACACUUGUUAUACUUGGUGUGGUUCAAAACCCAAAUAUGGUCCAAAGCGGAGUGGUGCUUCUUAAUUCAGCAGGUGUGAUAGUGGGAACUGGACUAGUAAGGACCAUUGAAGAAAUGCCAACACCUUUUAAAAUACUCAGUUAUCUUACCUUUCAAAAAUACAGCAGUGAAGUUCUUAUAGUCAAUGAAUUUUAUGGCUUAAAUUUCACAUGUGAUGGAGCCAAAAGUCCCACUGCACCUAAUGCCACAUGUCUUUACUCUGGCAAUCAGUUCAUUGAAACAACCUUUCCUGAUGCACUGAGCCAGUUCACAGUCAACUUCCUAGUACUCUAUGCUUUUCUACCAGGACUUGCCAUUAUAGCAGUUCUGAGCUUCAAAAUAAGAGAGAGAAUUAUUGGCAGGCAAUAA
Molecule: messenger RNA, 1935 nt
Organism: Chaetura pelagica (chimney swift)
Lineage: Eukaryota; Metazoa; Chordata; Aves; Apodiformes; Apodidae
Gene: ABCG5
Product: ATP-binding cassette, sub-family G (WHITE), member 5
Exons: 14
Coding region: 1-1935 (644 amino acids)
Biological process (GO): cholesterol homeostasis
Cellular component (GO): plasma membrane
Molecular function (GO): ABC-type transporter activity; ATP hydrolysis activity; ATP binding
Source: RefSeq, a predicted model, not a curated record